Molecule: messenger RNA, 546 nt
Organism: Penicillium digitatum Pd1
Lineage: Eukaryota; Fungi; Ascomycota; Eurotiomycetes; Eurotiales; Aspergillaceae
Source: RefSeq, a predicted model, not a curated record
AUGAUGGAAAAGAUACUCCCCGGUAUUGUCCAGCCGCAGAAGACGGCUCCGGAUGAGGAUGUGAACUCAAAAGUCAGCGGUGGCCCCAUUAUCUCAGACGUCCUGCCCAAGACCAAGGGCAUCAAUAUAUUUGCUCGGUUGACCCGUGACUUUGAUCCGAUCGCCAGUCGACUUAACGAUGCGUCCAAGAAUUUAACAGUUCUAGCACCACGGAAUAGUGCAAUCCAGGCUCUUCCGAGAAAGCCCUGGGAGAAUCCAGAGGACUACAGGAAGUUCGGAGAAAUAAAUGCAUAUGAGGGCCAGGAUGGUCAAGACCGGGCCAAGCGGAAUCUCCAGCGAUUUGUGGAGGCCCAUCUCAUCCCUGCUAGUCCUUGGAGGGUUGGGGAAGAGGUUGAGACGCUUGCAGGGGAGAAGUUGAAGUGGACGAAGGAGGGCGACAAGAUCUUUAUCCAACCUGGCAACAUUGAAGUUGAUUCAAUUGCGGAGAAGGUCCAUAAUGGAGAAGUUUGGAUCUUGAAUGAUGUCAUAAACUACUGUCGAGAGUGA